Molecule: messenger RNA, 2064 nt
Organism: Nanorana parkeri
Lineage: Eukaryota; Metazoa; Chordata; Amphibia; Anura; Dicroglossidae
Gene: GPBP1
Product: GC-rich promoter binding protein 1
Exons: 10
Coding region: 259-1473 (404 amino acids)
Biological process (GO): DNA-templated transcription; positive regulation of DNA-templated transcription
Cellular component (GO): nucleus
Molecular function (GO): DNA binding; RNA binding
Source: RefSeq, a predicted model, not a curated record
ACAGCUCGCGUCACCGGCGCCAUGUUGUCUGGUUUGCGGAAGUGCGUGACGUCACGCCGCGGGGAAGGCCCGGGAGCCCCCCCAUUGACUGCCUCCGAACGCAUUUUAACCUCUUCCCCCCCAGAUGGCGCCGCCCGAUGGCUCCAAGCAGUACGGUCUUGCACGCUGCUCGUGAUCGGGUGGCCGCCGCUGCACAAUCAGGGACUUGCAAUGAGGUGCUAGAGCCUUGGUUCGCUUUUGCAAAGUGACUUGACCUAAAUGGCGCAGCAUGACUUUGCUCCAGCCUGGCUUAAUUUCCCUACACCGCCACCCUCCACAAAGACCUUUUUAGGCAGUGACAAACAUUCUGACAAUGGGGCACAUCCAGACAGCCGCUACAGCGUGACCCGUAGACGUCACAACUCGUCUGAUGCAUUUGAUGCUUCUCUUGGUCGUUCAAAUGGAGGUAAUUUUGGAAGAAAAGAAAAGAAUGGGUGGCGCUCACAGGGCAGGAACGGAUCGGAGAACGUAAAUCAUAGCGGUACAUUUAAUGGUACGGGCUCCCGCUCUCGAAGUAGCACAUUCCAUGGAAGUAAAACCCAUGGACAUCGCGAAGGUAGCUCUUUAGAGAAUGAAGCAACACGAAAAGAAGAUCGUGAAAGACGCAAGCAAUUUGAAGCUGAAGAUUUUCCUUCUCUAAACCCUGAGCAUGACAAAGAAGUGAACCAAAAUAAGUCUCUCUCUGCUGGAGUGUGGGAAUACCCCUUGAAUUCUAAAUCUAGAAGUUCUCGAAUGCUGGUCAUAAGAAAAGGGAUGAAAGAUGAUUUCUCAUUUUCUGGGUAUCCGAUUACAACAAGUACCCGCAUUCCACCAGCGAAGAAUGGGAUGGACAACUCUAAGGAUCUAGAAACUAAAGAUUCUAGUCCUACAAAGGGGAACAGUAAUGCACUAUUGGACGAGAACAAGAUUGGAAGUUCUAGUGAAACCUUCAGGCCAAAUAGAACUGUACAUAGUGACUUGACAGAUGCAUCUCAGACUUCAGUGCAAGAGGAGGUUGAUUCUUCCAGUUUUUCUAAUAGAAUAAACAUUUGUCAGGAACGUGACAUUAACUUGAAUUUUGAUCAGAUUGAAAUCCCUCAAGGGAUCGGAAAUUCCUUCACUUCCAGACAAAUUACACGGUCUUCUACUUUCCCUCAGGAGGUUGUUCUAUCAAGUUCACUGGAAGCAGAGCACAGGUUGUUGAAGGAGAUGGGCUGGCAGGAAGACAGUGAAAACGAUGAGACGUAUGCACCAUUAACAGAAGAUGAGAUGAGGGAGUUCCAGGUGAUAAGUCAGCAGCUGCAGAAGAAUGGGCUGAGGAAGAGUAGUCUCCUGAAAAACGGGCUUUCAUUUGAAUUAAAAUUCGAUCCCUGGAGAAACAGUACUUUCACAACCACAGAUGAAAACGAUGACACGGAGACCAGCAGCACUGACACAUCAGAUGACGAUUUCUGAGGACCCGGCUGACCAGUCUGAACUUGUCUUUUUUGGACGAUAAUUGUGAACACAAUAAAAUCAUUUUGCUGUCGUUCAGAGCUCAUCCUAUCACUGCGCUUCUACAUGGAAAUUGUUUUGCUGGUGCUCUCUCUCUCUGUCUCUGCAUAUUGGUAAUGGACACUGUAGAUGUUGGAGGAUUUUGAUUGGCUCAGCGUCUAUUUCCUCUUGGCAGCCUCUCACUAAAUGGCAAUGUGAUCGUGUAACAAAGGGAACUUCCUUUAACGAAGAAAUCCAAUUGUAUAGUAUUUUGCCAAGGUUUUUGUUAACUACAUCUUCAAAACAAACAAAAAAAUAAGCACUUUAAUGACAAUACUUUGUUCUGUUUUCUUCCACUGCAGUCUCAUACAAAUGAUGUAGCAUGUGUAGUAGAACCUUUUUUUUUUUUUGAGGCCUUGAACAUUUUUUUCUUUUUUUUUCUCCAAUUUCACAGGUUUAAUGCAUUGUUUUCAUUGUUUCACUAUCAAAGUUUUAUUUGGGUAUCUGUGGAGCCUGGCAUUGGUGAAGUGACAUGGACUAAACUCUGUUCAAAAUAAACCUAUUUUGAUAUAA